This is a messenger RNA of Acaulospora morrowiae, 276 nucleotides long. Lineage: Eukaryota; Fungi; Glomeromycota; Glomeromycetes; Diversisporales; Acaulosporaceae. The record is from the annotation of a GenBank genome assembly.
AUGCCAUAUUCAAAACAUCAGUUACAAGCUCGACAAGCAAUUUCCAAAUGUUGGAAAUCCAAUGAUUUAUCUAUAUUGGACUCAACUUCUCAGAAACUGUAUAAUGAUAAUGAUAAUCUUGAAGAUGUUAUGCAUCAAACAAACAUUGAGAACUUAGAUAUAUAUGUCUCUAAUCAUCCACAACGAUACUUGGAUAACUCAGAAACUGCUAAAAAUAUGGCUGAAAAUAAAAAUAAACAAAUGGAUAAUGCCGAAUAUGAAAAAGAACCCAAUUGA